Molecule: messenger RNA, 2330 nt
Organism: Chlamydomonas reinhardtii
Lineage: Eukaryota; Viridiplantae; Chlorophyta; Chlorophyceae; Chlamydomonadales; Chlamydomonadaceae
Exons: 9
Coding region: 271-975 (234 amino acids)
Molecular function (GO): phosphatidylinositol binding
Source: RefSeq, a predicted model, not a curated record
ACUGAAACCGCUGAGUAGGCGUCCCAUCCGGAACUCGGAAGGGUGGAAGAUGUGAACAGCAUUGCCAGCGCCUUUUUGAAGAAGCCCACACUUUACAAUUCUACAGCCAGGAACACAUAAUAAUAUACAACGAUCAAGGCCAUACCGUUGUCUUACACCAGCCGGACAAAGUCCAACUUCCACUCGCGCGACGGCAACGCGACCACAGCUGCUUUUUCUCCGCCUUACAUGCUCGCAGCUGCAAAUUACUGACAUUUAAGGCUUAUAACCAUGCCGGCGAUUGAGAGGCUUGCGAAGAAAGUCCAGGAGGCAGCCAAAGUGCUGAGCCAUUUGAGAAUGUCCGUGGAGCGCAAGAAGAAUAAAUUCAAGCCCGGCGCACUGAAGUCUGCCAAGGGUUUCCUCCUGCUCCACACCCACAAAGGCGCCGCGGUGGUGGGCUACGAGGCCGGCCCCGGCAUCGCGUUCAAGGUGCUGGGCCGCGAGGAGGACGGCACGCCCAUCCUGUCGCCACCCGUGGUCAUGAGCAUGUCCAAAGUGGGUGUCGGCAUUCAAAUCGGCUACAACAGCAUCUACACACUCAUGGCUGUGUACAACGACUCCCAGCUGGACAUGCUGAUCAACAGCCACGCCGGUACCAUUGUGGGGCAGGACCUGGACGUGAGCCCCAUUCCCUUCAAGAGCGACGGGCCCGGCAACCUGCACCGGACGUCUGUGAACCCGCUGGAGCGCGUGUCGGACACACCCGCGGACGGCAUCCCAAAGGUCAAGGUCAUCACCGUCAGCGACUCCUUCAUGCUCUUCGACUGGUCCCUCUACGGCGGCAGUCUGACCAUGGAGGAUGACAUCAUGCAGAAGGUAUACGGCGUGAACAUCCCGCCGCUAUCCGUCCUGCACGGCAAGGUGGAGACGCCCGCGGAGCUCAAGGAGGCGUGCGCCGCCAUCGCGACCGACUUCAAGGUGCUCAGCGAAAUGUAGGUGUAGGUGGAUGGGCAGCAGCAGCUGGCGAGCUGGCUGCUGAGGGCGCCGUGGGCAGCUGAGCACAAGGUGCCCAGCAAGGUGUGAGGCAGACUGGCGGCGGGGCGGCCAGCAGCAGGCAGGCAGCAGGCGAGCCGCCAGGCAGACCUGCUUGUGUGCGGCGGAGGCCUUUUCUGGGAUGGUGGAGAAGCGGCAGCAGUGGGAGUUGGGAGGGGCGGAGAUGCGAGGGCUGCGGUACUUCAUGCCGCAGCAGCGAAGGUGGGAGGAGUAAGGAAGGGUGGAGGCGGCGUUGCCGCAUCACAGCAGCAGGCUCACAUGCCCAGGUUUUCAUGUGGCCAUCAGUAGCAGCACCCCACAGAAUAACAAUAACCUGGAGUGAGUCAUGACCGAAUAAUGCGGGGGCAAGGCGCGUUGGCGCGCCUGCAAUGCUGCUGGGUGGGGGUGCCGGUGCAGGUCGGCCUGCUGGCCAGCCCCCAGCCGGCCGCGCGAUGAUUCGAUGAAUGAACAAGGCUGGAUGAAGCGGUGGACGUCGGUGGUCACUGAUUGAUGGAUGAUGUUAAAUGUAUGGGCUUCCGGCUCCAUACGGUACUCGUUCAGUACGUAGUCGACAUGGAAGAAGGCUGCAAGCGGGUUGGAUUGCGUGGUCGGGAUGGCUGGGGUGGGGAUGGGUGAGAUGGGAAUGAGUCUUGCGCGCAUCGCCGCUUGAAGGGGGCGUCAGAAUGUACACGUGGCGAUGCCGCAGCAUGCAUGGGAUAUAUACUCUCUGUGAUACAAGAGGACGUCCGUGUACAUACAAGGUUUGCGAGAAGUCCUGCAUCAGGGGCCCUGUCCUGCUGGCGUGUUGUGCGUGUGUGAUGGGACAGGGUUCAAGGCAGGUUGGCGAGGUCCCGUAGACACCGCAGCUACGUCGUGGCAUGUCGUCGCGACGGGGCCGUGUGCGGCGGGCAUCCCGCCGUCUCAGAGCGUGCUGAUGCGGGUGAUGCGUAACCAGGAGGUGGCGAGGGCGCUGGCGGGGGCGGGGGAGUACACGCCUAUCCGCGCGAAUGCGCCUGCGGGGGCCCGUGGGUGAUUGGGUGGUUCGUGGGUGGUUGGUUGUGCAAGAGCGCCGCGCCGACCUGUUGGACUUACCGUCACAGUGGGCGCGAUUAUACGUGGAAAUUUCGCGUUCAUGGGCCGAGCGGGCGAAGGCAACCCCAGGGCGAAGGCAAGUACGGUUGGAAACUACGGUAGCAGUCAGGGUAGCAGUUGGGCCGAAUGAUUCUGUUCUCCCAUCCGGAGAGCUGAGGGACGUGCAACAUUGCUGCAUGCAUUUAAUAGUUCUAUAAUGCAAGUUCUGUGACUUCAACCAACUAGAA